AUGCCGCCAACCCCAACCUACAAGAACGCGCCGAUCAAGGCCGACGGCGUCACUCCUCAGACAGAAGAUGGCUCCAAUGUAGCACCGACACCCACAUCACGAUAUGCACCGGCUACAACGACCAUAGAUUCGUCUUCUCCCCCAGCACCCCAGCCAGGCGCCCGCCCAACACCCACCGGCUCCGCUCCCACGAACUACAGCGACCCUCCCGCUCCUCAACCCAGCUACAGCGCAACACACAUCACGACUGAGACACGAGUCCAGGCACCGCCGCCGCAGUUCACACAGCCGCCGCCUACAGACUCGCAGCUUGCUGGCCGUUCGACAGUCACGUCGACGACGGCGAGUAAGCCCGGUCCUACGACGCUGAAUCUGGGGCCGGUGGCUAGUCCCUUUCAGAGUGCGAAUGUAGGUGGCGCGGUGCCCACGGCGACAGCCGCGGAUGGGGAUGCGCGGAGGAGUCUGGAGCACCCGCCAGGGUAUCAGCAGGCUCCAGACAAUGCGCCGUAUACGCAAGGGGGUGGGAUCGGAGGUGGUGAGAGUGCUGGGGAGGGCAUUGGAGCUCAGGCGUGGAACAUGCUGUCGAGGGCUGGCGAGGCACUCAAGGGUGCAGAAGAGGCGGCUUGGAAGGCCGUGAACAAGCGGUAA
Messenger RNA from Ascochyta rabiei, 648 nucleotides. RefSeq lists its product as uncharacterized. The transcript has a single exon. NCBI's taxonomy places the organism in Eukaryota, Fungi, Ascomycota, Dothideomycetes, Pleosporales, Didymellaceae. The record is from RefSeq and is a predicted model, not a curated record. The coding region runs from base 1 to 648 and encodes 215 amino acids.